This is a messenger RNA of Mycena citricolor, 385 nucleotides long. The record is from the annotation of a GenBank genome assembly. NCBI's taxonomy places the organism in Eukaryota, Fungi, Basidiomycota, Agaricomycetes, Agaricales, Mycenaceae.
AAUCAGUCAACAACCCAUCAAGGGGGCAUUCAAAGCCUCAAUAGAUUAUUGAAAUGAAUGGGUCGGCACACCAUCAAGUCAAGUCAGUAAAUGGCAAAGGGGAACAUGAUUACAGUCCAAUGAUGGCAAGGCGAACCACACCAAGGAUGCACCAUCGGAUAAGAAUGGAUAGCUAUCAAGGGACAGAUUCAAAAAGACAUCCCCGCUGCCUGGAUCGAACAGGCGACACCCAGAUCACAAGGUUAACAUUACAGUCUGAUGCUCUUCCAACUGAGCUAAGCGGGGAUAUAUUCUCAUUGCACGCUCUAGGCUGAUAAAGCUUGGGUGUGCGCAUGAAGCUGGGAAUCAUUCAAUGGACUCAGAAAUUAUCAGGACCGAUCACCCA